Metarhizium robertsii ARSEF 23 is the source of this 879-nucleotide messenger RNA. RefSeq lists its product as uncharacterized. Lineage: Eukaryota; Fungi; Ascomycota; Sordariomycetes; Hypocreales; Clavicipitaceae. The transcript has a single exon. Bases 1 to 879 code for a protein of 292 amino acids. The record is from RefSeq and is a predicted model, not a curated record.
AUGGCUCUCAGUACUGCUGAUCGAUACAGGGUGUCUAUGAAGAGGCCACACGACUUUGGCUAUGCCCUCUAUCAACCUAAACCAUUUACCAGACUUUGCCCUGUCAAAGUCGGCUACCUUGAUGAGUACCAGAACUGGCAUCCUCUGUUUGAUUUGGAGAAACCGGAUGACAUAGCUGCUGAGGGAUAUACGCCGUUUAUCCUCCCACGGCGUAGCGUUCCUGACGCUGGUCAAUGGGGUCCUUGCCUGUCAACCACGACCGUCGACACUCCGGUCGAUAUAUCCGCCAGAGGUACGCUGCAGGCCCUCGGGUUGCCCGCCGAGGUAACUGCUGUAGUACAAUAUCGCACGUUUACGGAUUUUGGAGCCGUGCUUAUGUGUGACGACAAAGUCGUCUCUGAGGGCUUCGACGUCCGCAACCCUUUUCUCGAAUGGCUAAAGCAAAAUUCCGGUCGACUCUUGGCUAAUUAUCCUGACGUGAAACGCUACGGACUGUGUGCGGUUACUUGGACAUAUUCGGCAACAGACAUUCAUAUCAAAACUUGGACGGACACCGACACUCGCGUUACUGUUGGCUUUGUCUCCAAGGCUGACCCGUUUGCCCACGGUGGCGUUCAAACGUCGUGGGCCAGGUCGCAAUCAAGUAGUGGCUGGUUCAGCUGGAAUGACCAAAAAAGAGUUAUUUUCUUCACCGGCGUGAAAAUCACAUUUGGAUUCUUUGGAGUAAAUGAGCAGCAAGAACGUGGCUGGCGUGGAGUAAAGAAAGAUAGUUGCUUCCUAGUCACAGAUUCGGCGCUUGAUGAAAGCUGCGAGGCCGAAGUAGAAAUUUUUGGUGAUGACUGGCAGGAGAUUAAGAUGGCGACUGACGAAAACGCAUAA